AUGGACACCACCCAGGAGAAGAAGCCCACCUCGGCGGUCGACGGCGGUCGCAUGAAGGAGAUGGCCGACGAUGUCAAGCAGAAGUUCCAGGCCUUCACGGCGAACCCCGGCCCUGCCAUCAAGCAGGACCUGAACGUCCCAGAGGAGGGCACCAAGGAGGAGCGUCGCGCCAAGGCCGCUGAGCUUAACAGCAAAUAA
Messenger RNA from Lasiosphaeria miniovina, 198 nucleotides. RefSeq lists its product as uncharacterized. The transcript is spliced from 2 exons. The record is from RefSeq and is a predicted model, not a curated record. Bases 1 to 198 code for a protein of 65 amino acids. Lineage: Eukaryota; Fungi; Ascomycota; Sordariomycetes; Sordariales; Lasiosphaeriaceae.